Messenger RNA from Beta vulgaris subsp. vulgaris (sugar beet), 1832 nucleotides. RefSeq lists its product as uncharacterized. The transcript has 3 exons. The record is from RefSeq and is a predicted model, not a curated record. Lineage: Eukaryota; Viridiplantae; Streptophyta; Magnoliopsida; Caryophyllales; Amaranthaceae. The coding region runs from base 816 to 1832 and encodes 338 amino acids.
UAAACAUGUAAUCAGCGACGGUUUAUAGCCGACGUCUCUACCGACGGUUUUUUUAAAAUCCAGCGUUGGCUUAAACGGUCGCUACAAUCAACGACCGUUUUAAACCGUCGGUGAUAAGUUUUUUUUUAUUUCAGAAAUUGAAGGGCUUGGGCGACGGCUCUAAACCGUCGGUAUAUUUAGUGAAGCCGUCGCUGAGGCUGACAACUUAAACCCACUAACAUCCAAACUCCCACUCAAAUUAUAGUCGUUACAAGUUUACAACCUCCCAGCAUUAUUCUCUCAAACAACCUCCCAAGUCCCACGCAUAAAACAACUGAACGCAUUAUUCUCUCAAGCCGUCGCCGGCGAAACUGCGACUAAACACCGGCGAACGGCGACUCGACACCGGCGACUCGACACCGGCGACUUCUCACGCACUCAGAAACUUCUUUCGCUAUCUUUCCCACGCACGCAUUCCAAAAAAAUCGCCGGCGGAUCUGCCUUGAAGUCCAUUCCGGCGAAUGGCGACUUGAGACCGGCGACAGAAAAAUCUUGCCGGCGGUAAUUCCUACAGCUCUAGCCUCUAUGUUUAUUUUUUUUUUUUAAUUUCUAUUACCCUAAAAAUUGAGUUUUUGGGAUUGAAGGGACCCUGCCGCAGUGCAGCCUCGUGAUUCACUCCGCCCUUCCGCCGCUACUGCGUAAUUCACCCCUUCCGCCGCUGACUUUGCCGCCUGCCGCCGUGACCACACUCAACUGUCUCCUUGCCGUCAGACAGUAUCGUCUCUCUACUGUGUCCUUGCCGUUGGACUGCCCGGCUGCCUCUAGAAUUAGGCACCAUGAAACGGAAGGAGCGUUGGUGGAUGUAUGAUAGAUAUGACAAUGGGCGUAACUUGAGGCCCGAGUUCUUGAGGGGGGUUGAUGAAUUCAUUGAAUUUUGCAAAGCAAAUCCUGAAAGCCCAGGUUUGGAUGAAGUUAGAUGCCCGUGUCCGAAAUGCAAGAACAGACGUAUGCAUGACGCAGACACGGUUAAAGUGCACGUGUAUAGAAAGGGAUUUAUACCUGAUUACUACGAUUGGUAUUCUCAUGGUGAAGAGUUACCUCGAUCCGCACAUGAGCCAUCUAAUCCAUACCGUGAAAUGAUUUUCGAUGCUCUUGGGAAUAACUCAGAACCGUCCAAUGUUGAAGAGCCUGGUGGAAUGGACGAGGAGCCUAAUCCUCAAGCAAAGGUGUUUCUUGACCUAUUAAAGGCUUCUGAGGAACCAUUGUACGAAGGGAGCUCCAUGUCCGUGUUGGAAAUGGCAUCUAGAAUAGUAUCUCUGAAAUGUGAGUAUAAUUUGCCACAUAGGUGUGUUGAUGCGUUUGCUUCAUUAGUGAAAGAAGCAAUACCUAACAACAACAACAUGAGUAACACAUUUUACGAUACGAAGAAGAUUUUGGAGGGAUUAGAGCUUCCCCACGAGAGGAUUCAUGCGUGCCCCAAAGGUUGUAUGUUAUUUUGGAGAACUGAUGCACACUUGGACAGAUGUACAGUGUGCGAUAGCGACAGAUACAAAAGGACUUCUAAGGGGUCUUUAGUUCCAAUGAAAGUUCUGAUUUAUUUCCCAAUUACACCGAGAUUGCAAAGGUUGUAUGCAACAAAAAAUGUUGCUGAAGAAAUGACAUGGCAUGCCAAAAAUCCGAGAGCGAAGAAAAAAUGGCUCACCCUAGCGAUAGUGAAGCUUGGAAGCAUUUGGAUAGAUCCUUUGACGAAUUUGCAUCUGAGCCUAGGAAUGUUCGGCUCGGUUUGUGUACCGAUGGGUUUGGUCCACAUGGAAAGUUUGGGGGUCAGUAUUCAUGUUGGCCGGUCAUCUUAA